Messenger RNA from Dicentrarchus labrax (European seabass), 9072 nucleotides. It is a transcript of the gene scrib, whose product is annotated as scribble planar cell polarity protein. Gene Ontology annotation, molecular function: protein binding. Gene Ontology annotation, cellular component: adherens junction; postsynaptic membrane; postsynaptic density. Gene Ontology annotation, biological process: neurotransmitter receptor transport, endosome to postsynaptic membrane; neurotransmitter receptor transport postsynaptic membrane to endosome. The record is from RefSeq and is a predicted model, not a curated record. NCBI's taxonomy places the organism in Eukaryota, Metazoa, Chordata, Actinopteri, Moronidae.
CCGGCCUGCCUCCACUCAACAAGGGGAGGGAUGUUGCCGAAGCUCCUGCUCUCGCUGCUGGCAUUUCUCUCUCUGUUUUUAAAAACAAAACAAAAAACCCACGUCGCAUUGAAACAACCGUUUCUUUUCGUUGCUACCGGUGUUUCCGUAACCUUGGUUACGACACUGUCAGCCAACGGACAGCUCGGCACAAAGGCGUUCAGCCAGCUAACUCGCUAACGGUUACUAGCCUGCUAACAACACAGCCGGCGAGGACGAGCACCUCCUCCCUCCUCCUCCUCCUCCUUUUUCUUUUUUUGUUUUUUUGCGCAGCCACAGUUAAUCUCUGCUGACUCGCUCUGUGGGGUUUCACGCUAGCUGGUGUCGUGGUUGUAAUUUAUAUGUAACUUAUAAGUGAAGUCGCCGCUCAUGACUGGGACGUUGGAGCUCGGCUGGGUCGUCGGCGGUGUGUUUCUGAGCUAGCCGCGGCGGAGCUUCGGUCUCAUACGGGAGGGGGGGAUGGCGGCGGAAACGAGCUAACGCUACUCCCGUCUCUGUGAAGAAGUGAGUGCAAGAAGUGAGGAAACAGCCAAGUGGGAGUUCUCAGUUUUGUUUAUGUUAAUUUGUAAUUCCGGGGUGGAUGAGUCGAGGACGAGGCUGAUAAUCCCGAGUGGGGGAAAACGAAAAAACAGGAAACUGGGAAUAUCGCUAACAAAUCGAAGGGGAUUAUUUUUGUGUGUGUGUCUCUUAAGUGGAUUUCGGCCUCCUGCUCGGGGAUCGUCGUGGGAGCACGGUAAAGUGAUUUGACAUUGAGUGAGCCCACUCCCACCUUUUUAAAAUAUCCUCUCUCCCGCCGGACCUUCACUCUCCGAUGCGGAGAUUUCAGUAGCACCGGCAACCAGAUCCCCCCACGGCGGCCGGACAUGCUGAAGUGUAUCCCCCUGUGGCGCUGCAACCGCCACGUCGAGUCGGUGGACAAGCGGCAUUGCAACCUGCAGACGGUCCCCGAUGAGGUAUUCCGCUACAGUCGGAGCCUGGAAGAGCUUCUCCUCGAUGCCAACCAACUCAAAGAGCUACCAAAGCCUUUCUUCAGACUACUGAACCUCCGGAAGCUCGGCCUGAGUGACAAUGAGAUCCAGAGACUCCCUCCUGAGGUGGCUAACUUCAUGCAGCUGGUGGAACUGGACAUCUCCAGAAACGACAUUCCUGAGAUCCCCGAGAGCAUUAAAUUUUGCAGGGCCUUGGAGAUCGCAGACUUCAGUGGAAACCCCCUGUCCAGAUUACCAGAUGGCUUCACUCAACUACGAGCACUGGCCCACUUGGCACUCAACGACGUGUCAUUGCAGACGUUGCCCAACGACAUUGGAAACCUGGCCAACCUGGUGACGCUGGAGCUCAGGGAGAACCUGCUGAAGUCUCUGCCCACGUCGCUCUCUUUCCUGGUGAAACUGGAACAGCUGGACCUGGGCAGCAAUGAACUGGAAGUUUUGCCAGACACCCUUGGUGCUCUCCCCAACCUGAGGGAGCUAUGGCUGGACCGUAACCAGUUGUCCUCAUUACCACCAGAGCUGGGGAACCUCCGGAGACUGGUGUGUCUGGAUGUGUCAGAGAAUCGUCUGGAGGAGCUUCCCUCAGAGCUCAAUGGCCUCCUGGCUCUCACUGACCUGCUGCUCACACAGAACCUGCUGGAGGUCGUCCCAGACAGCAUAGGUUGCCUGAAACAGCUCUCCAUCUUCAAGGUGGACCAGAAUAGACUGACCAACCUCACUGAUUCAAUAGGAGAGUGUGAAAACCUCACAGAACUCGUCUUGACAGAGAACCUUUUACAGUCACUUCCUCGCUCGCUGGGCAAGCUGAAGAAGCUGACCAACCUGAAUGUAGACCGCAACCGUUUGGGCAGCGUGCCCAAAGAGCUGGGAGGCUGUGCCAGCCUCAACGUUCUCUCAUUGAGAGAUAACCGCCUGGGAAAACUGCCUGCUGAGCUUGCAGAUGCCACUGAGCUGCAUGUGCUGGAUGUGGCUGGGAACAGAUUACAAAACCUGCCUUUUGCCCUGACAAACCUCAAUCUGAAGGCCAUGUGGCUCGCAGAGAACCAGUCUCAGCCAAUGCUCAAGUUCCAGACAGAGGAUGACGAGCGCACAGGAGAGAAGGUGUUGACCUGCUAUUUACUGCCCCAGCAGCCUUCUCCGAGCCUAGAGAACUUGCUGCAGAACAGUGUAGAUGACAGUUGGACAGACAGCAACCUGAACCGAGUGUCAGUCAUUCAGUUCCAGGAGGAGACCAAAGCUGAGGAUGAGGACGAUGAGGCAGCUGCAGAGCGCAGAGGCCUUCAGCGCAGAGCCACACCGCACCCUAGUGAGCUGAAGGUGAUGAAGAAGGUGAUUGAGGAGAGGAGGAAUGAAGCUUACACAUCCAGACCUGAUGGAGAGGAAGAGUCCCACGAUCCACAGGAGAAGCGGCUCAGUGACCUGUCCAAUCAGAGCCAUGACUCCCAGGUGUCAAAUAGCACACUGUCAGCCACCUCCCAUGAGGACAGACACAAUGUGACUGUGGCCUCGCAGAGGGAGGACCUAGUAGAUGGCCACUCCCCUCAGGAGGAGGAAGAGCUGGAUGAGAUGGAGGUGGAGUAUAUUGAGCCCACUGUGCACUUUGCAGAGGAGCCCAUCAUCCGUGGUGGGGAUGAGGACGACGAAGAUGAUGGGGAAGAUGGCGAGAGGAGUGAAGGAGAAGACGAGAGGCCGACUUUUCCCACAGAGAAGCAGCGUCUGAUCAGAAAGGACACGCCACACUACAAGAAGCACUUCAAGAUCACCAAGCUGCCCAAGCCCGAGGCCGUGGCUGCCCUGCUGGAGGGCUUCAAUCCUGACAGCCUCAACUCUCCGUCAAAGGCCGCCGAGGACGAUCAGGACGAGGAGGAAGAGCAAAGUAUAUGCACCCCUCAGCACCAUCACAGAACAGAGGAGCUUGACGACAGCCGACUCCAGGUCAACUCCAGUCAAGUAAAGGGGGUGUCAUUUGAUCAAGUCAAUAAUCUGCUGAUUGAACCUGCUCGAAUUGAGGAGGAAGAGCACACCCUGAACAUCCAGCGACAAACGGGUGGCCUGGGUAUCAGCAUUGCUGGAGGGAAAGGAUCUACACCUUACAAAGGAGAUGACGAGGGAAUCUUCAUCUCCAGAGUAUCUGAAGAGGGUCCUGCUGCCAGAGCGGGGGUGAAAGUGGGAGACAAACUCCUAGAGGUAAAUGGUGUGGACCUCCACGAAGCAGAACAUCACACAGCAGUUGAAGCGCUUCGUAGCUCCGGCGCUACAGUUUCCAUGACGGUCCUGCGGGAGCGUAUGGUGGAGCCAGAGAACGCCAUCACCACCACGCCGCUGAGACCGGAGGACGACUACUUCCCGCGGGAGAGGCGGAGCAGCGGCGUCGCCUUCAACUUGGAGACGACUCAAAGCGGGCCUCAGCAGCGGCUCUCUACCUGUCUGAUGCGAAACGACAAGGGGCUGGGAUUCAGCAUCGCGGGGGGGAAAGGCUCAACGCCCUACCGCACAGGAGACACGGGAAUCUACAUAUCUCGCAUCGCAGAAGGGGGAGCAGCUCACAGAGACAGCACACUGCGCGUGGGCGACCGGGUGAUCUCUAUCAAUGGUGUAGACAUGACAGAGGCCAGGCAUGACCAGGCAGUAGCGCUCCUUACCGGCACCUCCCCCACCAUCGCCCUCCUAGUGGAGCGAGACCCGAAUGCACCAGGGGGCUCUCCAGGUCAAUCCCGGGCACGAGCCCACUCCCCUCCACCCCCAGAACCCUCUGAUUCACCAGACCAGGAGGAGGAAGGCCUUUCCCUUCACGGGAAUCACUUGAGCCAAAUGGAGGACGAGUAUCCCAUUGAGGAAGUGACCCUGGUGAAGUCAGGUGGCCCUCUAGGCCUGAGCAUCGUGGGAGGCAGUGAUCAUGCAAGUCACCCGUUUGGCGUCAAUGAACCCGGGGUGUUCAUCUCAAAGGUGAUUCCUCAAGGUCUAGCAUGUCAAAGUGGACUACGUGUUGGGGACAGAAUAUUAGAAGUGAACGCCAUCGACCUGCGUCACGCCACACACCAGGAAGCUGUACGAGCCCUGCUGGCCAACAAACAGGAGAUCCGUAUGUUGGUACGGAGGGACCCUUCACCACCUGGCAUGCAGGAAAUUGUGAUCCAGAAGCAGCAAGGGGAGAAGCUUGGAAUCAGUAUUCGUGGAGGGGCCAAGGGUCAUGCAGGAAAUCCCUUUGACACCACAGAUGAAGGAAUCUUUAUCUCUAAGGUGAGUUCGAGCGGCGCAGCAGCAAGGGACGGCCGACUGCAGGUUGGCAUGCGUAUCCUGGAAGUGAACAACCACAGCCUGCUGGGGAUGACACACACAGAGGCAGUGCGAGUGCUCCGUGCUGUAGGAGACUGUCUGGGCAUGCUGGUGUGUGACGGCUUCGACCCACGAAAGGUGGCUGCUGUGGAGGCAUCUCCUGGCAUCAUUGCCAACCCGUUUGCAACAGGCAUCGUCCGGAAGAACAGUAUGGAAAGCAUCUCGUCUAUAGACCGUGACCUGAGCCCAGAGGAGAUUGACAUUAUGCAGAAGGAGUCUGAGAUGGUGAGAGAGACAUCACAGUGGGAGCGAGAAGAAAUGGAGAAAGUGGAGCGUAUGCGUUUGGAGAGAGAGGAGGCAACUCGCCUGCUAGAAGAGGAGACUGAGAACAUUGGCACUGGACCUCUAAAACUUGACUACAAAACCCUGGCUGCACUGCCCACCACCAGUCUGCAGAAGCUCAACAGGUUCUCUACUUCUGUAAGUCUGACUGCUCCCAUGGAGGCCCCCAUGCAGGCCCAGUACGGAGCCCCAGUAGAGCCUCUGGGCUUCGGCUUAGGCCACCCCUCAAAUCCCCUCAGCCACAUGGACCCCGAGUCCUGCCACAGUCUGAACACAGAGCAUCUGCUCCAGUCUGAACACACAGAUUAUCUUCUUGGAUCCCAGUUCUCCUCCAAUGGGACCUCCACUACCGACAGUGCCGGCUCAUCAACAACCAUUAACUCAUCAACAUUUGCAGCUGAAGAAGAGGAAUGCCUGGUGGACUCUCAGCCUAUCUGCUUCAAAGAGAACCCUUUCUUGGUGGCCAAUCGCAAAGGAAAAGGCCGUCCAGCUGGAGAGCAGGUCCUGUCAGGGCCUCCGGUGGGCUAUGGGAAGCAAGGCCAACUGCAGCCCUGGUUGUUCAGCAAGGCGCCUCCUUCAGAUUUUACCAGGACGGAGAGCCCAAUCAGGGAAGCACCGUACUCUCCCACGAUCCAACCGCCAAGCCACCACUCUACCAACAGCUCCCCAUGUGCAGGCAGGGAGACCCGCUUCGCAAACAUUCAUUACACCUCCACUCCUACUGCCAAGGACGACACUUCAUCAUCAACGCGACCGGGUGCCAUCCAGCCAGUCGGGCGCAUGCGGCAGAGUCCCUCUCCCGCCACUCCGGACGGCCACAGUCCCAACCCCUUCCAGCAUGGCCCCUCCCCCUUCAACUCCCAGACCUCUCCUCGCGCCCCCUCCCCCACCUCGCCCGACGAGUUCCCCAUGAAUGUCAAGCAGGCAUACAAGGCAUUUGCCGCCGUGCCUCGCUCACUGGCAGUGCUGGAGCCGCCGCAGGACCUGUAUGGUGUGAGGAACAAUUUCCACCCAAAGCAACCUUCUCCAGAGCCUGAGUGGAACAACGAGGUGUUUGAUGAUGACAUAGAUGGUCAGGAGGGAGCUGGUAAGGGUCUGACCAGCAAGGUCUCCCCCCGUCGGGAGUAUAUGAGCCUGGCAGCAGUGCCUCGCCUCUCCAGGCCGUCCAUGGAGCUGCAGAGUCCUUCUCCUGGUGGUAAGGACAGCCCAGAGCAGCGCUCUUUCAGGGACCGACAGAAGUAUUUUGAGAUUGACGUGAAGCAGCAGACACCAGACAAACCCAAACCUCGAGUAUCUCUUGUCGGAGAAGAUGACCUCAAGAAAAUGAGGGAGGAGGAAGAGAGGAAGUUUGAGCAGCGGGCGCGGGAGUACCUGCUGGAUGAGGAGGAGGAUGAUGAGGAGGAGGACCUGGCUAAGCAGAUGGCACAGAUGAAGGCCUCUGGCAAAGUGUUGCUGGAUGGAGUGGAGUACAAAGUGGAGCCAGUAUCCAGCCCAUCCCAGCACUGUUCCACACCACCAAGCUACAACGUCACACCGCCAAGCUACUAUGGCAGCUCAGGGCCUUCCUCGGUUGAUGGUAAGGGAGACUCUCAGAGGAAUUCACUAGAGGACAGCUUCAGGCUGGAGCAGAGGCCUAACUCCAUGACUGGUCUGAUCCCCGUGUACCCCGGGGAGUCGGCGGCUCCCAUCCGCACAGCCAAAGCAGAGCGCAGGCACCAAGAGAGACUUCGUAUGCAGAGCCCCGAGCUGGCUGUGUCCCCCGACAAGGACCUUUCCCCUGCUGAGAAACGAGCUCUGGAGGCGGAGAAGAGAGCCAUGUGGAGGGCAGCACGGCCCUGUGGCCUAGAGGAAGAUGUUAGGCAAUAUGAGCAGGACCUGGCUAAGAGGCUCUACCAGGCCAGAGUGAGGGCAUCUCAGGGCACGCCCGAGGCCCCCCAGCCCCCCACCUCCUCUACCUCCUCCUCCGCAGCCUCCCAGCUCAGGAUGAAGUCUCUGGAGCAGGAUGCACUGAAAGCUCAAAUGGUCAUCGCCAAGUCGCGGGACGGGAAGAAACGUGGCACACUAGACCAGCUGACGGAGUCGCCCUCACCUGCCCCCACACCCUCUCCCACACCUAUGGAAGAGCUCAGUCCUCGAGGACUAACCUCUCCAGGCAGGCUGUCCCUGUCGUCAAAGAAGUUUGACUACCGACAGUUUGCUGCCAUUCCUUCUUCCAAACCCGUAUACGACAUCCAGGCAGACCAGAAGACUCGAGGGACCACCACAGUCUGCAAGUCCCCUGACACAGUCGAUGACAUGCAGUUCAUCGAUGACGGCUCCAGCAACCCAGGGCCCGCUGCAACCCCUGAGGCCGAGGUACCCACCGCGCUGCCUGCCACCUCAGCCCUGGAGGAGAUGGCUCUGUACAGCAACAAGCGCAAACUGAGGCAGGGCCGCCGCAGCCUGGAAACCGCCGUGCCCACGUAACACCUCACUCGGAGAGAAGAAAUCCGAAGACAAAAAUGCGAACACACACAUUAAAAUACACUGUGGAACACUGGUAACGCGUGGGCACGUCCACAGGAGGUGCAGAGUCACUAAACACUACACAGUGUCAGUAGAGCGAGAUUUACUCUCCUAUAUAUAACCACUGCAGAGACUACGAUAGUCACCACCCAUACACACUCACAUAUAUCCUGCGUGCCAGUCUUGCCUAUACAGUCUGUGGAUGAGUCGGCAAGUUGCUCAACAGUCCCUCAAGGGCAGGAAAGAGCUAGUGUGGUUAGCUAGGAUUGCUACUUACAGACCAUUCUUCUUUUUGUUGUUCCGCACUCGGUUUACCUAGUAGAAGCUGAUCUAUUUUAAAAAAAGGAGGUGACCGAAGUUUUUAGUUUUUUUAAUUUUCUGCACCUCUAAAUGAUUUUGCUGUAAAAAAAAAAAAAAAGAAAAAAAAAAAAAACAUACUGGAAGAGAAAAGAAAUGGGUCAUAGCUAUACUAACAAUAUUUUUAGGCUUUCAGUGAACAGAUUGUGAAAUGUCGGGUUUCUUGAGACUUGGGCGGACAGGAGUGUAUAUAUUAUUGAGGAGGGAACAUGCUGCUACCUUCACAGUCACAAGAGAGCUUUUUAAAAAAAAAAAAAAGAAAAUCCAUAUCUUUUUGCACUGCCACUGAUCAGCUUUUUUUUAGAACAUAUCUUAAGUAAUUUAUUGUUUUUAAUCCAUUUAUUCAAAUUGAAGGCCUUCUAUUUUACACUGUUUUAACCCAUCCAGUCCUUAUCAUUAAAAACAUUUCAAUGGUAGUUGAGGGUCACUAAGUCUUUCAGCUAAUAACUGCAUAUCACUUUAUAUCAUUGACUCUACUUUAUACACACUUAUAAAUUCCCCCAGGGGGUUUUUGAGAGGAGCAAAUACACAACUUGGAUUGCUUAGACAAAGUAUAGCUGUUGCACAUUGGACUUGUAAAGAGAAUCUGUCCAGAUUUAUUGACUGUGUUACAUUCCCCUUGUAGAGAAUAAGACAACACUGGAGGCAGCAGCUUUACAGAUAAACUGUUCUGAAUAUUAAAGUUUGGCAUUUUAGCGUAAUUUACUAAUUAACGGUACUUACCCUGUCCUGUUUAGGGUAUUGUUUUUUUAUUUUAUCAAUGUGAAUCAUUAAUAUCUAUCCUUGAAUUUUCUGGAGGUACUCCAGAGUGACGUGAAGGUAGCAGGUGUUUUUAUUUUUCUGUCUAUGGUUAAUUUAAAUCUGAUGCCACUGAAAAAUCAUUUAUUAUUGUGUGAAUAAUGUACAAAUGCUGAAAGGAAAGCAAACUUUGGGUUUAGAAACUGAGCCAGUCUUGACCUAGACCAAGCGAGUGUCUGGACUGCUGACGCGUCUGGGUUUGGACGGUGCCUGGUAUCGGGACGCUCUCUGCAUGUAUAUUGGUUUGUUAAUGGGAGAGCUGAAAGAGGCAGAACCGAUUAGAAAUCCCUCUCAAGACAUUGAUCUCAUUCAUUCAGUUCACUGCUCGACAUACCGUCAGUUUAUGUAUCUGAUGGGUAUUUUUGCAGAAUCACAGCAUAGUAGCAUUUGUGUUAAUUUAAUGUAGGGUCUUCUAAUGAUAGCUUUCCAUGUUGCUCUCACUGACUGAAAUUCAGUUUGUUUGAUAACAUUUGCAAUGGCUGAUAUUUCCUUUUUUAAACUUACAAUAGGUAAAUCUUUUUUUCAGAUGGGUUUCACUACAUUAUUAAUGCAGUGUUUCAAGUUUUUGUGUUUAUUCUUUUGUCUUGAGUUCUCUUUGGGGGUUUUUUUUUCUUCUUCUUGCAAAUAGGUCUGAGGGAAAGGGUCAGAAGUCCUAGGGUCAAGGGUUAGAGCUCAUACAAGACUGUAACUAGUGAAUUUGUACAACCAAAGAAGUCUAUUUUGUGGUUCAGGAAUAAUAAAUUUUACUUUUCAUUUAAGAAGCUGA